AUCUGAGCACACACUGCUGCACAUCAUCACACACACUCACUCAGGCACUCACACACUCACACACACUUCUUCAGCUCCUGAGAGGAAAUCUACCAAAAAAGUGACGAUGGGGAAAAUUAACGGAUGCCUCAAAUGUCUCUUCAUCUUCUUCAAUGUGUUGUUUGGUAUCAUCGGAUGUGUUCUGGUCUACGGGACGAUAAAGGCCACCGCCUUCAGCCUCCAGAUGUCGGCGUUCGGGGCCCCCGGCCUGGGUUGGGCGUGGGUGUUUGCCAUCGGCGUCCUCGGCAUCUCCUCCCUGGGAAUCUACGCAGGCUGCUCCGAGAACACUCUGGCCCUGAAAAUAUUUGCAGGUUUCAUGGUGGCGGGGAUGGUCAUCAUGAUGAUCUUUGGCAUCAUUAUUGUUGUCGGGAGAAACAAGCUCAGAGAUUCAUUUCACGCCUCCACUGAAGUGAAGCCCUUCAUGGAGGACCAGGAAAUGAGAAGUGUUAUCAACGGGCUGCAGGAAUCUCUUCACUGCUGUGGAGUGGUGAGUCCCAAGGACUGGGGUAGUGACAUCCCCGCGUCCUGUGAGUGCAAUCCUUCCGGUAUGGGAGGACUCUAUGGUGGAAGGGACAGCUGCAUAUCCAGACCUGCGGGAACCACAGGCCCAAACCAGAUCUAUGAACAGACCUGCGGCGACAUCUUGCUCUUCUUCAUUAACUUGGUCUGCAAUAUCACCAUGGGCUUCUGCUUCGGAUUUGCUGUUACCGCACUGCUCGGCCUGCUGGUGUCGCUCCUGAUGAUCCAUCAGGUCAAACGUCACGACAGUGCAGGAGGGGCGUCCUACGCCAUGAAGAGCUACUGACGACCUUUGACCCCUGACCUUUAACCUCUGCACUGUAACUUGGGGACUCAGUGAUCAUUGUGUGACUUCUUUCACUUCUUUACAGGGCUUCUCUCUUUUUAAAGAACGAUAGGGAAAGACAUGGUUUCUCGAAGGAAGAUUUCAUGUGGGAGAAAAAGUGCUUUUCCAGCUUUUUUAUCGUAGAAAAUUUUAAAAACAGCAAACAUUUAUUUUUGUGUGAAUUAUACAGUAUAUAUAUAUAUAUCUUUUGUGUUAUUUGAUGGUAUUUUAGUCGCCUCACGUAACAGAGAAGCAGUUUCUAGGCUCAACAUCGCAACAUAUGACUAAAGGUCUUUUAACCCACGGAGGUCGUAACAUUUAUUUUUUUAGAAAAUGAUUAUUUUACUUGUUCAGAAUUAAAAAUAGCACCACGACGUUCACCUGAGCGUCGACAACUGGUUACUGUGGUGACCGCAGUAGUAAAUUAGCGAAAAUUCACAUGUGACUCUCGUUUCGCAAACUUAUAACUUAGAAAAUAACGUUAAAUGAACGUGGAAGGUGAAAAAUGGCUAACAGGCUAAUCCGAUAGCUUCCACCAUUUUGAAAUCUCCCAUUGUAAAUUUUCUCUAAAAGUCUCUACGGUCAAAUUCUCGUGCUGUUGGUCAAUAACACAUUUCGUACGAUAAAAGAUUGAACAUUUAUCGGUGGAUUUAUUUUGUUUUUGCAGCUUUUCAAUCGGAAUUAUGCUUUGAAGUUUGAUCACCAACUUUCAUUUUCAGUGUUGAUUGUUUUCUAAGAGUUCGCUUCUCACUGAUCAACAGGAUCAGAGCCUGUUUUCUAUCUUCUGUCCACAACGAGGUUAUUUUUUUAUGAGAUCACAGAUCACAACUCCCCAAUAAACAAUUCAAAGAAAA
Messenger RNA from Hippoglossus stenolepis (Pacific halibut), 1737 nucleotides. RefSeq names its product 23 kDa integral membrane protein. Gene Ontology annotation, cellular component: membrane. The coding region runs from base 107 to 844 and encodes 245 amino acids. NCBI's taxonomy places the organism in Eukaryota, Metazoa, Chordata, Actinopteri, Pleuronectiformes, Pleuronectidae. The record is from RefSeq and is a predicted model, not a curated record. The transcript has 9 exons.